Messenger RNA from Danio aesculapii, 1807 nucleotides. It is a transcript of the gene en2b, whose product is annotated as engrailed homeobox 2b. The record is from RefSeq and is a predicted model, not a curated record. Gene Ontology annotation, cellular component: nucleus. Gene Ontology annotation, biological process: regulation of transcription by RNA polymerase II; multicellular organism development; neuron differentiation. The coding region runs from base 319 to 1104 and encodes 261 amino acids. NCBI's taxonomy places the organism in Eukaryota, Metazoa, Chordata, Actinopteri, Cypriniformes, Danionidae. The transcript is spliced from 2 exons. Gene Ontology annotation, molecular function: RNA polymerase II cis-regulatory region sequence-specific DNA binding; DNA-binding transcription factor activity, RNA polymerase II-specific.
GAGCAGGUCUACUGCUUUGAUUUGGAAUAGAUUAAAUUUCCCUAUAUGCUCAAAAGUAGAUAUAAAGACAAUUGCAAGAGGCACAAUGUGGAAUUAAUUUCUAAAACUAUGUUUUUUAUUUUUACGCGCACAAGACGGUUUCGUCGCAUUUAACCGACAAAAAACUGAAAAAAAGGGAUUUGUCCUUUUUUCCCGUUUGUUUCUUUUUGCAGUGAAACUCAGAAAUAAGGAAAAUAUACUACAACAACUGGAACACAGACAUACUUGUGUUCGCACGAGAGCGAAAGGGGUUAAAAAGAACAUUUGGAGAGUUACACUAUGGAAGAAAAUGAUCAUAGCAACAGAGAUGUGGAGCGCCAGGAUUCGGGCGAGGAGUCCAAUAGGGCUAUUCUUCCCCUGUUGCAGGCUCCUGGAAACCUACUCCCUCACAGAAUCACCAACUUUUACAUCGACAAUAUUUUAAGACCAGACUUUGGUCGCAGGAAAGAAGGAAGCAGACGCGAAGAAAUUAACAUAGUUGAAAGAGAGAAUCGCUGUCCAUCGGCUCCCGGAUCAGGGCAGGUAGCUCCAUUAUCAGGGGAAGGAACCUCGAGCCCUCACGCUGUAAGCGCAUCUAAAAAAACUGAUAUUAGCGCGGACGAAUCUCUGAAAUCCCGUGCAGAGACUGGAGAUCAGUGUUUAAGUUCCGAUUCGGACUGCUCACAAAGUAGCGCUGCGCAGUCGAAACAGCCAAUGCUUUGGCCGGCUUGGGUAUAUUGCACAAGAUAUUCGGACAGACCUUCAUCAGGACCAAGAUCACGCAAACCAAAGAAGAAAACCCCAACCAAGGAAGACAAGCGUCCAAGAACAGCCUUCACAGCGGAGCAACUACAGAGACUCAAGAAUGAAUUCCAGAAUAAUCGCUACCUGACGGAGCAAAGGAGGCAAGCGUUGGCCCAGGAACUCGGCCUGAACGAGUCUCAAAUCAAAAUCUGGUUUCAAAACAAAAGGGCGAAGAUCAAAAAAGCUACGGGGAACAAAAACACACUUGCCGUGCACCUGAUGGCACAGGGACUUUACAAUCACGCCACUGUAACAAAGGACGACAAAUCAGACAGUGAUUAACACGGAGGACAGGACAUCUAAAAUGCAAUAAUUCUAAACAAGGGCCAGUGUACAAAAUACCAGCAUUAAACGGAUGAAAAUUAUAUGUAUGAGAUAUGAUUUUGCAAUAUUAUAUGUAUAUAUUUACUUUGUGUACGGUGGUGUACAACUUUUUUUUUAAUUAGCAUCACUGCUGUACACUGACUGAAACUUCAGAUUUAUUGCGCGAGGAAAAGGACGCUUCUUUAUUUAAAAAUAAAAAAUUAAAAAAAAGAGGAGCGAUUUGAUUGACACUUGACGUUGAGCCACACGUGAACGUGUUUAAUCCAUGCUGAAGUCCAAAGAUUUUUUCCUGCUGCAUUCAGGCGACUGUGAUUUAAAAUAAAUGGUAAAAAUGUUUUAUCUGAUAGAUGUUUGUUUGUUUGCAUAAUUUUAUUACUGGAUGAAUGUUUUACUUGAUUGACUUGUGUUACAGAGACAUGGUAUUUAAAAGGACAACAUUAUCAUCAUAUCCCGCUUAAAAGAAUUCAGUCUAUUUUGUAUUUAUAUCUAUGGUGUACUAUCCGGCAAGGAUGGUUUACCUCACAUCUCACAUUUUCAGGAAAUAGAUCAACAUCUGAAUGCAUACGAGUCAGUAAACCUUAAAAAUCACUCUAAUGCAAGUACUUGACUUUGUUGUCUGUUGAAUUUAGCUGGGAAUGUACAAUAAAAGUUCUCAACUUUU